CCUGCUCAUCGUUCCCGAAAACGACGAACAAACGUUAGCACUUAUGGGAGAGUCAAGAUCAGAACUCAUUGCCUGGGUCAACGACCUUCUCCAGCUCAACUACACCAAGGUCGAGCAAUGUGGAACGGGCGCGGCGUACUGCCAAAUCCUCGACUCCAUCUACGGCGAUGUACCGAUGAACCGUGUCAAGAUGGGCGCGAAGCACGAGUACGAGUUUAUCGCGAAUUUCAAGGUCAUGCAGAACAUUUUCAAGACGAAACGGAUUGACAAGCCCAUACCAGUCGAAAAGCUUGUCAAAUGUAAAAUGCAAGACAACCUUGAAUUCUUGCAAUGGAUAAAACGCUACUGGGACUCCAACUACGGCGGCCAACCCUACGACGCCGUCGGCCGACGACGUGGCCAACCCACCGACACCCCCGCUACCAUCGCUCCCCUCGCGCCAUCUCGUGGCGCUCCAGCCGGGGGAGGCGCACGAGCCGGGGGUAAGACGCCGGUGAGCGGGCAUAGGGCCGGAAGUGCGGCGGCUGUGAACCAUGAGCAAGUCUUGAACUUGCAGGCGCAGUUGAAGGAGAUGUCAGCACAUUUGGAGGGGCUGGAGAAGGAGAGGGAUUUCUAUUUCGCGAAGCUUCGUGAUAUCGAAAUCCUGGCGCAGGCACAACUCGAGGUUUUGGAGGGACAGGGCAAGGACGAUGAGACGCUGCGUGAGAUCCAGAAGAUUCUAUACUCGACCGAGGAGGGCUUCGAAGUUCCCGAAGGUGGCGAAGGACACCUCGUCGAUGAGGAGGAGACGUUCUAAGUUUGUCUUCUCCCACUCCACAAUCGCCCUCUCUCUUCAUCGCUUUCCUCUUCCAAGGCUCAGAGCCUUCCACCUCGCCCCUCCAUUAUAUCAUAACAGCCCCGAUGGUUUUUGACCCAUUUGUCUUGUAUGGCUUGAUUCCCUGGUUUUGUAUCUAUACCACCGAUAGCCCCGUCUUCGCCCUCUUUCUCGUGAUCAUCCUCGUUCCGUUUCUUUCGCACUAGGAACUGAGCCUCUUCGACUGUCACCCUGGUCCAAUAAUUGUCGUCUUUUAAUUCUCAUGUGCUAAAUAAACACAAAUGGCAUUCAACCCCAAUCCCAAUCUGGCUCUCCUUUCAUUUCGUUUUGCCUUCCACUCGACUCGC
This is a messenger RNA of Stereum hirsutum FP-91666 SS1, 1161 nucleotides long. RefSeq lists its product as uncharacterized. The record is from RefSeq and is a predicted model, not a curated record. The coding region runs from base 44 to 796 and encodes 250 amino acids. NCBI's taxonomy places the organism in Eukaryota, Fungi, Basidiomycota, Agaricomycetes, Russulales, Stereaceae. The transcript is spliced from 6 exons. Gene Ontology annotation, cellular component: microtubule plus-end; microtubule organizing center; spindle midzone. Gene Ontology annotation, molecular function: microtubule plus-end binding. Gene Ontology annotation, biological process: protein localization to microtubule plus-end; regulation of microtubule polymerization or depolymerization; spindle assembly.